UACAUCUCUUUCUUGGACCACAAUUUCGGCAUAUACUCAAGUAUCUCAGACAACAGUCGCUAGUCGACAUUCAAACCAUAUACACAGCUUCUAGAGAUAUACCGAACUACCGGUGAGAAGUGUAGUCCAAGUCCAGUCACUUAACAAGUAACUACAAGUUAACAGGACAAUACACACCAACAGUCACAGUCAUCCGUGUGUUCAGUGGUAACAGUGUUGGUCGAAGAACGUGAACGUGUACACAUAGUUUACAAAGUGAACAUAUACAGAGAGAUCACACAGAGCUUUGCAGAGCGUCACACCAACAGUGAAGUGUGCAAUAAACAUUUGACGAACGCGUUCAUAUUUCCGUGCAGUUAAAAAGAAUAAAAAGUUUUUUUUUGUCUAAAGUGUGUGGUGAUAGAGAAUGAUGUGUGGUUAUGAUACAAUCAAACGUGUAUACAUUCAUAGUGCACAUCGCUUUUAAAACUUGCAAUUGGUUCACCUAGUAAACUAUAUUAUUUUUUUAAAUUUAAAUUUCGCGCGUAGUGUUUUCAAGUGCGUUAUUUGAUUAAUUAAAGCUCGCUCAUGAAAAUUCACGUACAUCGACGUGUUUACACAGUUUAUAGUUAAUUUAUUUUAAGACUUUUUUUUUGAAGUUGAAAUCAACGAAAUUAAUCAUGGGCUAAAAACUCUUUUUUUUAUAAAAAAACGUACAUUUUUUAUUUUAAUUUAAUUUUUUGUUGUUGAUUUAAAAAAAAUUUUCGAAAUGAUUUUAUAAUGAUAAAUAAACGACGUGGUAACGAAUUUUUUAUUAAAUUUUUUUAUUUUGAACAUUAUUUAUAAAAAUUUGAGUGAAUAUUUAUUAUGGCAAGUAAUAACGGACCGAUUUAUCAACAAUCACAACAACAGCAGCAGCAACAACAAAGGACCACACAAUAUCAUUGUAAAGAAUGCGGUGUUUAUUUUGAUUCGGCACAAUCAUUGGAUGUACAUUUACAAUAUCAUAAGGAGAAUUUGUUAACGAAAUGGGCAAAUCAAGCGGCGAAUCAACAACAAUCUGGCGGGGAAGAGGCGAAUAAUAAUAAAAUAAAACGUGAAUUAAUUACAUCGUCGGUGGCACAAGCGGCCGCAGAUUCAAGUGAUAAUACAAUUGUAAGUAGUAAUAAUAAAAAUCCUCCAGAUAGUCCUAGUGGUGCUGGGGGUGCAGGUAACAGUGGUCAUCCAGCAACACCACAAAGUUACCAUAGUGCACCAUCCCCAUAUCAAAAUGAACCCACAAAUUUUUCACCAAAUUUUCAUCAAUUUCAUAUCAAAACUGAAGGUGGUGGUGCAGGGGGUCCAAAUGAUGGACUAACACCACCAACAAUGCUAGCAUCACCAUUUCAUCCACAUUAUCAAAAUUUACAACAAUACCCCCCACCACCACCUGAUCAAACGCAAUAUUUUGAUCAAUUAUAUGCGCAAGAUUAUUUAAAUAAUAAAGCCCCAACAAAUAAUUAUCAUCGUUAUCAACCAUAUCAGAAUCCAAAUGCUCAAGUUACAUCAUCUUCGAAUAAUCAUAGUCCAGUUGGGGGUAUCGGUAGUACGGGUCCAUACGGGGGUGUGGGAACAACUAACUCACAACCGACACCGUCGCCAAGUCCAAAACAAUGCGAUAAAUGUGGUUUCGUAUGUGAAACAGCAGGACAAUUAAUUGAACAUUUACAAAUAGCUCAUCCAAAUACACCAUUUCCAAAUCAAUUUCAAUUCCCGCCGACGAACGGGGGACCAAAAGUGAAAAAAGAGGAUGGCGAACCGCAAGCGGAAAUCUUAGAUUUAGAUUCGCAAAAAGUGCAUGUGUAUCAAACACCCGAGGAACAGGAACAAGAUGCUUUGAAGCGACAACAGCAAGCUGAAUUAGCAGCUAUGGCGGGUGCAGGCGGUGGACAUCAUAAUCCACAUUCUGUGUCAGCCAUGUUAUCAACAUGGCCACCACCGUCGCAUCAUCAAAAAAUGAUGUUUCAUCCGCAUCCACAUACAACUUACGAUGAAACUUCCAAAAUGUACAACGGAAUGGGUGGGGGUAACGAAGAGCAUAAAAUGUUUGAUCAACAACCGAAAUUAUUUCAACCCCAUCAAAUCACAAAUAAUGAUUAUCAUCAUCAAAAUGUGAGCACAACAACACACCAUGAUAAUAUAUUGGGUGGAGGUGCAGGCGGGGGAGGUGGACCUGGACCGGGACCAGGAGGUCCUGGUUAUCGCCCUUACGAACAUAUACCCGUGCAACCAUCACCACCGAUAAUAUCUUCGACACAAAUUGUUUCUAAUCAACAAUCAAAUUUACCAACACCGAUUACAACAAAAGGUGGUGCAAAUUGGAAAUCAAAUGAAGCGCGUCGUCCAAAAACUUAUAAUUGUUCCGCGUGUAAUAAAUGGUUUACUAGUUCGGGACAUUUAAAACGACAUUACAAUACGACGUUGCAUAAGAAUGCUGUCAAAUCAUCUGGGCAACCAGAUCCAGCGACGCUACCUAUCAGUGCACACCAUCACCCGACGCGAGAUCCAAAUCACCAUUCAAAUCGACAGAAGCAACAACAGCAGCAGCAACAACAACAACAUGAUGUCAAUUCUCAAUCACCUGGGGGUGCAACGAUGAUGGGUGGCGGUGGCCAUUUAGGCCCACCAUCACAACCUCCAACAACCACAAGCGGUGGUGGUUCGGGUGAUGAUACAAACAGUGAUGACAUUGGCAGCGGAGCAUACGAUUCGCGAGGUCAACAUCCGGGUUUAUUACAACAACCUCCUAGUGGACCAUACGAUAGGCAUCCGCCGAAUAUCUCACAAAAUUCCCUUAGUCCAAAUUUAACAAAUUUAUCAUCAGGGAGUCCCCCAAACGGGGAAGCAGGUCCCUCAGCCAUCAACGAACUUUCGAGGGGCCUGCAACUACAACAAUCAUCGACAACUUCCACCCCCAUCACCCACAAUAUCCCACAUCAACUUUCUCACCUCUCACCGCAACACCACCAUUCCACCAAUAUACAUCCGCAAAUUUCGCCCACCACAACGACACAUCAUCCCCAUCAAUUGCUGCCCCCUUUCAACAUAAUAAACCAGCCUAUGAUGGAUAUCAUGCCCACAUCGGGGGGUCACCAAGUAAUGGGGACAUCAUCCAGCACCCCACAUCACAGUCCAUCAAUUUUCCAUCAUCCGGGACAUCAAAUCACGAACUACCCAAACGAGUUGUCCCCCCACGUUACACACCCAACUAUGGUGGUUAUCAACAGCAACACUCUACCGCAGCAACAGCUUCCGGUUUCAACCACCACCAGCCACAAUUCUAUUGGUGAAUACCAACAGCAAGAUUUUACAAACAUGAUUUGUAACACCAACGCAACGUCAUCAAGCCAAGAAAAUAAUUGUGGACCAUUACCUAGUUUUGCACAAUUUGCAAUGCUAAGUGGUGUUCAACCAUUGAAUCAAUUAGGUGUACAAAUCAUUAAUAGUAACGUGGGGGGGCCGAGUUCGGUAACGGACUCGUCAUCACAAACAUCAUCUUAUCAUAUAUCAACAACAAAUGAUAACACGAAUGAACAUAAUAACGAUCAUGAAGAAUCCGAAUUUAUUUUACCCGAUUUAAUUGAUGAAAAUACCAAAAUUAGCAGUACCGAUCAAACACCACCAAACAAUAAUAAUUAUCAGCAUAUUAUUUAUCGUUCAUCACCAAUCGAUCAUCAUUUUUAUCAACAGAAUCAACAGAUAACAGUGUUACAACCAAUCGAUCAAAAUACAUAUAAUUUUGGUGAUAAAUUCAGUGAUAAAUUAUUAAUAUUAUCACCAAAUAAUAACAAUUAUAAUCAAAAUUUUAUCGAUUAUAAUCAACAUCAAACGAUGAUCAACGAUAAAGAUUUAUCAUCAUCGUCAUUAUCACCAUUAUCACCACCAAAUUUAUCGAUAAAGCGUGAAGAGAUUGAGAAUGAAACAAGUAGUCCAUUAAUUACAUCAACUGGUAGUCCGUUAAAUAUCAAACGGAUGGAGAGUAAACGGGGCAGCGGCGGGGGUGCAGCGUUAAAUGGCGCAGCCGGUAGUGGUGUACAUAAAUGUAUAGAUUGUGAUAAAAUAUUUAACAAAGCAUGCUAUUUAACGCAGCAUAAUAAAACAUUCCACUCAGGUGAUAAACCAUUCAAGUGUGGCCGUUGUGGAAAACGAUUUUCCGAUAACACAAACUAUAAUAUCCAUUUAAAAAAGCAUGCGGGUGAUAAACCGCAUAAAUGUGAACAAUGCCCGAAGCAAUUUAAUCAUAAAACCGAUUUACGACGGCAUAUGUGUUUACAUUCCGGUUAUAAACCGUACGCGUGUGAUACAUGCGGCAAAGGUUUUAUCCGGAAGGAUCAUAUGGUCAAACAUUGUGAUACGCAUACGAGGAAAACUUCCAAAUUACAACAGCAACAGCAAUUACAAACGCAACAACAACAAUCACAGAUUCAAUCGCAAUCACAGCAAACGCAAGACGAUCGGAAAUUCGAUACGACGGCUCAAACACAAAGUCAUAUUAAUUCGAAUAAUGGUGGGAACACUGGUAAUUUUUAAAAAAUAAAUUAUUCCGUUUUACCUCGAAAUUCGGUUUCAUUUGUUUCUUCGGUUUGUUUUUUACGAAGUACUAAUAAAAAAACUUGCUAUAGUUCAAUCGCUUUACAGAGGUCACUUUUAACUGUAAAUUUGAAACUAUGUUCAAUCGUUUUCGAUUUGCGUCUUUCAUUUUUAAACAUCGGGUUGGAAA
Messenger RNA from Chrysoperla carnea, 4738 nucleotides. RefSeq lists its product as uncharacterized. The record is from RefSeq and is a predicted model, not a curated record. Bases 847 to 4548 code for a protein of 1233 amino acids. NCBI's taxonomy places the organism in Eukaryota, Metazoa, Arthropoda, Insecta, Neuroptera, Chrysopidae. The transcript has a single exon.